AUGGUAGCGACAAUGGUGGUGGCAGAAACAGUGGAGGAGGAGGUGGUGGUGGUGGAGGAGGGUCAGGCCAUGGUGGCUCUAGCUCGGGAUAUGGAUUCGGAAGUCGAUAUGGACAUGGCAGUAGUAGGCAAGAAGGAGGUAGUAGAAGAGGGGGAGGAGGUGGUGAAAUUGGAGGCUCGGGCACUGGAAACGAUUCUAGGCUCGUGUUACGGAAGUGAUAGUGGCUAUGGGAGCGAUAGUGGCAAAGGCAGUGGUGGAGGAGGAGGUUCGAGCUAUGGUAGUGGGUCGGGAUAUGAUUCGGGCUACAGAUCAGGAUAUGGUUCGGGUUACGGAUCGGGAUAUUGA
Molecule: messenger RNA, 345 nt
Organism: Punica granatum (pomegranate)
Lineage: Eukaryota; Viridiplantae; Streptophyta; Magnoliopsida; Myrtales; Lythraceae
Source: RefSeq, a predicted model, not a curated record